Molecule: messenger RNA, 4194 nt
Organism: Cuscuta campestris
Lineage: Eukaryota; Viridiplantae; Streptophyta; Magnoliopsida; Solanales; Convolvulaceae
Source: the annotation of a GenBank genome assembly
CAGGUGUUUCCACCUACAGCCCUUCCGAUUACUUAUACUUUGCAUUUACGUGGUAAUUUACACCAUCAAAUUGGCGCCACCCGUGGGACCCAUUACAAAAGUCAUGACAAGCAACCAGGAAACUGUGAUCUCACAAAUUUCUACUCCCGCUGAGAACGUCACUUCGUUCCUGGGAGGAAGUACCCAACCGUCAAGCCAGAUUCCUACCCCCAUUAUCACCAUUCCACCACCUACCCCAUUCACUUCCCCCAUGAACCCCGUGCCUGUUUUUCCUUCAAAUUUCCCCGGACCCCUUGAUCCAAUGUACAGCCAAGCCCUUCAGAGUUUUGGACAUUUCAUGUCCAUGUUUCAGCAUCCGGGAGGAUUUUCACCUUUUAUUCCAGGAUUGUACCCACAAUCCUCGCCUCAAACUAACAUCAUUCGCCCGGUCGUCCCGACAAACCUAAUCGGGGAGAUGGACAAAGCAGGCCCGUCCCGAUCCAGGAGGAGCCGGUCCCGCAGGUCGCAGACAAAGGUGACCUCGGAUGGGAAUGUGCGUUCAGUCCACAGCAAAGACGAGGAUUGGGAUGUCCCCCAAGCGCUCAAAAAAUUGAAGGGAAAAGUUGUUCAACCAGAAGGAUCUAGGAGGUCGGCCUUUCAAAGGCUGGGACACGAUGGCCGAAAUCAAAACCGGUCAGCAAAGGAGCGGUUGGGGGUGGAGACCGUCCCGGCUAGUGCCCUUAAUCGUGUAGGAGGACGAGCCGGACGACCUGGUCAGACCAGGCGAACGGAACCACUCCCUAGAGAUGAACCCCAGCACAGCCGGGCACCACGAGAGGAGGAAGCAGAAAGCCACCCUAGACACACGACUCGUACCCUUGUUGAGCCACGGGAUCGUGUGGGCCGGGUUGAGGCACGACUGGAAAAGCUACAGCGCCGGGUAGACCGGGAGGAAAAGAAGAAAAUCCCGUUGAACGAAUCCCCGUUCACAGAUCGGGUUCAUGAAACCCCAUUUCCAAAGAAGGCGAAACUUGAAGUCUCGAAGUUCACCGGGAAGGAGGACCCGGAAAUUCACGUCAAAACCCUCCAUCAAAGCGGACGGAUGAUGGGUCUUUCCGGGGAUGAGAAAUGUCUGCUUUUCUUCGAAACCCUCCGCGGCCGCGCCGCCGAGUGGUUUCAUAACUUACCGGCCGGUGAAAUCGAUUCUUUCGAUGAACUGGUUGAGGUGUUUCAAGAAAAGUUCAAAGAAAAUUGUACCAAGAGGAAAAAGUUUACCUACUUGACUACAGCCAGGCAGCGAGAGCACGAGGAUCUGACAAAAUUCCUUACCCGGUGGAAGGAUGAGGUUGAUAUGGUGGAGGAGAUGGACGACAAAACAGCCAUGUCCCUCCUUGUGUCCGGGCUCCGGUCCGGAGAAUUGUACAAGGAAUUCUGCAGGAGGCCUACAACACAGCCUGGGAUUAUGCUGACGCCGAAGCACAGUGUGAAGGGAGUAAUCAAACAAAUGAUUGAGGCCGGGGAGAUCGAUCCUGAGUACCUAGCUCAGGCCAAACCAAAGAAGAACCAAUGGGUUAGGCCUGAAGGACAGCCGGCCGAACAGAACAAGAAGAAGAAAGCAGCCGGCAAGGAGCAUUUACAGGUCAUCUACGGCGGACCGGAAGGAGGAGAUUCUGCCUCCCAAAGAAAGAAAUGGGGGCGAGAACUCUACGUUGGUACGGUGGCCCUAAAUCCCCGGUCGAAACAAGCGAGACGGGAACCAAUCACUUUUACUGACCGGGACCUUCCCGCCACAGGAGAAGAUCACAAUGACCCCCUGGUGAUAACUAUGGACAUGGGUGGAGUUGAUGUCUCCCGGGUGCUCGUUGACACAGGACAAGUCAGAGGAGAUCAAAAGAAGGCCCGACAUUGCUAUUUGGAAGCUGUGAAGAAAAUGACAAAGGCCUUUGAGAGAAUUACUUUGGUCUCUCAAGAAGAAGACCGGUCAAAGCUGGAACCAGGUGAUGAGACCGAGCAGAUCGUUCUCCGGGAAGCCUUCCCGGAAAGGAUGGUGCGAAUAGGCAGGGACCUGCCUGGAGGACUUCGAGAAGAAAUCAUCUCAGUCCUUCGGGAGUAUGCAGAUAUUUUCGCUUGGAGUGUAGCGGACAUGCCGGGCAUUGACCGUUCUGUCAUAUGCCAUCGUUUGGCUGUGAUGGAAGGGAGCCGGCCUGUGAAACAAAAGAAAAGGCACUUGGCGAACGUCUGGAGGGACUUUGUGAAAAAAGAGGGUCAAGCUUUGGCAGACUUCCUCGUUGAACUGACCGGUCUAGAGCCCGAAGCCGGACCUUCCCAUACGGUCAAACCGUGGUGGGAUAUGGCCGUUGAUGGGGCCUCUGGACCGAAGGGAUGCGGGGCCGGCGUAGUCUUCACUACCCCGGAAGGAUUCAAGAUCUACCAUGCCCUGGUCUUCAACUUCAAGCUCACCAACAAUGAGGCGGAGUAUGAGGCGCUGACCGGUGGCCUCAGAUUAGCCCGGGCACUCGGAAUAAAGAGGAUGAAGAUCCGUUCCGACUCAAGUCUAGUGGUUGGACAAGUCAAUGGUGAGAUGGAAGUAAAAGAAGAUCGCCUGGCCCGGUAUGGUGAUCUGGUCCGGGCACUCCUAAGGGAAUUAGAAGAAUUUCGUCUGACUAGAAUACCCCGGUCGGAGAACGCUGAUGCAGAUAUGCUUUCAAAAUUAACGCAAGCUUGCCCGGAGCAUGUGUCAAAAUUGGCAAAAAUUAAGAUACUGGACACGCCAAGUACAGACCGGUUUGAAGUCGCGGCCAUCCAACCGGGCCAGACUUCAGCGACCGGGAUAAUUGGGGCAGAUGAUGACUGGAGGUAUGAACUCAUGGAGUAUCUGGAGACCGGUCAGAAGCCAGAUGACGAGGAGCGAGCCAGGAAAGUGGUCCUACGGGCUCCACGUUUCCAGGUAAUCGAUGGUCAUCUAUACAAACGUGCCAUUGGCGGACCACUCUUGCGUUGCUUGACCAAUCCGGAGGCUGAACGGGUAAUAGCUGAGGUGCAUGAGGGAGUUUGUGCAGCCCAUCAAAUGUCCCGCACUUUGGCUCAAAGGAUAAUCCUACUAGGCUACUACUGGCCGACCAUUGUUGGGGAUUGUGAAAGGUAUGUCCAGAGAUGUAGAACGUGCCAGGUUUUUUACAAACAUCCCGGCAGACCGGCCACUUAUUACCAACCUACCUCUAAUGUCAUACCAUUUUCCCGGUGGGGGAUUGACAUUAUUGGAGCCUUCCCGGUUGCCCAAGGCGGAAAGAAGUUCGUGAUGGUGGCUAUUGAUUACUUCACUAAAUGGAUCGAUGCUGAGGCGAUGACCACCAUAACGGUACGGCAAUGUGAGAAAUUUGUUUGGAAAAACAUUAUCACCAGGUUUGGUGCCCCACGAAUUAUUGUUACCGACAACGGUCCACAGUUUCGCAACCCCCGGUUCACUGCGUACCUUGCUAGCUUCGGGGUCAAGCACAGCAAGGCUUCGGUAGCAUAUCCACAAGGAAAUGGCCAAGUCGAAAAUGCUAACCGGACAAUAGUGGACGGUUUAAAAAAGAGGCUGGGUGAGGAAGGACACAAGUGGGAAACCGUAUACCAGCCCGGUCAGAAUGAGGUCGACCACCUGGCUGAACUAAAUCUGGUGGAAGAACGAAGGACCAUAGCAGCUGUCAAGAUGGCCGGUUACCAGCAGUCAGUGAAGCGGUAUCAUGACAACCGGGUAGGACCGCGAUACUUCCAAGUGCAUGAUGAAGUCUUGCGCAGAAGGGAUGCUAGUAAGCCUAAUGAGAGGGGUAAGCUGGUACGUAACUGGGAAGGGCCCUAUCGCGUAAAAGCAGUCGUCAGACCGGGCACUUACCAGUUGGAGACAAUGGAAGGCGGCCGGGUCGAGCGACAUUGGAACUCUCACCACUUGCGUAAAUUUUAUAGAUAAAGUGUAAUGGGUUCCCGGCCAUUAAUAAAAGUUCGUUCUUUUCAGAAAGAUUGUUCUCAUACAUUAACCGGUAAUUCGUCGCGUACCAAUUUACCCGGUUAGAUGUCCAAUCGAAUUGGACAUUUCAAACAAAAAAAACCGGUCUGACCGAUCUAACACCUCAUCCGUACUGACACGGGAGUUAAAAACGAUCUGACUUAACUAGAGGGAGAGCAUCCCGGCUAGUUUAAGCCAGACGUUCUGAAGAAAAACUUAAGGUUUAC